Messenger RNA from Anopheles bellator, 3798 nucleotides. It is a transcript of the gene wech, whose product is annotated as protein wech. The transcript has 5 exons. The coding region runs from base 144 to 2798 and encodes 884 amino acids. The record is from RefSeq and is a predicted model, not a curated record. Lineage: Eukaryota; Metazoa; Arthropoda; Insecta; Diptera; Culicidae. Gene Ontology annotation, biological process: protein polyubiquitination; proteasome-mediated ubiquitin-dependent protein catabolic process. Gene Ontology annotation, molecular function: zinc ion binding; protein binding; ubiquitin protein ligase activity.
GAUUGAUUGGUACAGUGUAUAGGUGAGAAACCAGAAUUGAUGUAAAGUGUGUGUCCCGGCUCCGAUUUAUCCUCCUCGCGGGUUGCUUCGAUUACCAGCACACACCAGCGCAAGGUGUCGGCCGAAAAGAAUAAAACACGAUUAUGGCACUGUUAUCCAAUGGUGCUUCGUCGAUGCAGAUAACGCCACAGCCGGCCAACGCUGGCUCCAGCGGUGGCCCCGGUGGCAACGAAGACUUCAACUCGAAUGAUCAUCUCUUCUUCUCGAGCCUGUUCACCGCACUUCCCCGGUGGGAUGGGCCGCUCAAGUCGAGCUCGGGGCCGGUUAUGGUUCCACAAAGCAAUAACAACACGUCACUGGACCGUGAUAGCAUAAGUAUUACGGAGGAUUUGCUGUUCUCCAACGUUUUGGGUGCGAUCGGGACGGGCAGUUCGGCAGGCAGCAGCGGUAGCCACCCUCACGGUCACAUCGGUAGCCACGUCGGCGGUGGCGUGGGCAUCAUCGGCAGCGGCAACGGUGGUGGCGGAUCGUCCGCUGCCAGCGAAAUACUUGGUGCAAUCGGCACCGCCUCCCACCACAUGACACCGAGCACGUCACCACAGACAAAUUCGUCCAAUGGCAGUCACUGUCCGUCCUCGGUCGGUGCUAUCUGCGGCCGGUGUGACACGCACGCGUCGAGCCGCUGUCUCGAUUGCAACGAUAUCCUGUGCGAAGACUGCACAGUGCUGCACGGCAAAAACGCGUUCACGAAAGAGCACUGCGUGAUCGCGAUCACCACGAUCUCACCGAUAGGAUCGGCUCCCUGUCUGCUCGGCAGUGGCGGUGCCAGUGGAGGUAUAAUUGGAUCAGGAGGAUCCGGUGGCUGUCUCGGUGCCGGAGUGCUAUCGGAGCCGCACUGUGAUGUGCACGGUGAAGUGCUGCGCUAUCUGUGCGAAUCGUGCAAGAAAGUCGUGUGCCAGGAGUGUACACUGUGGGAACACAAGGAUCAUUCGUGCAUUCCGGUAUCGAGCGUACAGCACGGUGCAUCGGACAAGAUUCUCUCCAUCCUUGAGAGCGGCAAGCUAGGUACGAAGUACAUCAAGGCGAGUAUCGACCGUGCAGUUACGUACUCGCAAGCAGUCGAACGGGACGCGAUGGAAGCGUCGGCUCGCAUUCGCAAAGCGAUGCGCCACUUCAUACUGGCCGCGGAAGACCGCGAGCGGACGCUGCUCGAGCGAGUGGACAAGUUCCGCCAGCAGAAGCUAACCUCUCUGUCGGACCAGAUGGCAGGCCUUCGGGCCGCACUGGCCGGCUUGUCUCAAACGUCGGACAUGUUAACGAAGGCACUCGAUGCGGUACCGGUGAUGAGCAGUAUGGAGAUAGCGAAAACGCUGACGACCGGCGAAAGCCAGAUGGAGCAGUUUGCAGCCAUGUACAAGAAUCUGCAACCGAAGGAGGAGUUUAUUACAUUUGCUGCACCCAAUUUUGAGCUGCUGCAAGAGAUACGGAUGCAGGGCGAUGUGAUGCUCGUCGGCCAGCGAAGCAAUUCGGUGUCGAGUAACGGUUCGUCGGUAGCGGGUAUGUCGUGCCUGCAAGGAGGACCUCUGGGCGGAAGUAUUGGUAGCGGUGUACUAGGUUCGGGCAAUGGUGGAGGGGGACCGGGUGGUGGUGGUAGUGUCCCUGGAGGCAACAUUCUCACCCGCCGUCCGAUCGUUCGAAGCACAACACCAGCCCAGCGCAUCGGUUGCUCGUCUACCUGGGAGUCGAUGGGCAAAGGUGGCCCGGGGGGCGCUUCUGGCGGGGUGCUUGCGUCGUCCCCGACUUCGUUCGGCAUCGGCCCCAUACCUGGUGCCCCGAUCAUGGGGCAGUGCAUUCCCGGCUGCGGGAGUCAUGUGUCAACGAAACCGGCCGUCGGACCAAGUUUGACGUUCGGAUUCGAUGGCCACGAAGACGGGCAGGUCUCGCGCCCAUGGGGCAUUACUGUGGACAAGGAUGGUCACAUACUGGUGGCCGAUCGGCGCAACAACCGGGUGCAGAUUUUUUACCCCGACGGCACGUUCAAGCUUAAGUUUGGCUCGAAGGGCACCGCCAACGGGCAGUUCGAUCUACCGGCCGGCAUUUGCACCGACGGGCAGGGGCGCAUCAUCGUCGUAGACAAGGACAACCAUCGGGUGCAAGUGUUCUCGGCCGGGGGCAUGUUUCUCCUAAAGUUCGGCAGCUACGGGAAGGAGUGUGGCCAAUUUCAGUACCCGUGGGACGUGGCUGUUAAUAUGAAGGGCGAGAUACUGGUGACCGACUCGCGAAACCAUCGCGUGCAGCUGUUCAGUCCGGAUGGGCUGUUUAUCUCGCGGUUCAGCUUCGACGGUGUCAAUCACAGCCGGUACUUAAAGGGUUUGACGACUCCUCGCGGGGCUUGCUUUACGCCCCAGGGGGACAUUAUCAUUUCGGACUUUGAAAACCAUCGACUACUGCUGAUCGAUGCGACACUAUCGAAGGUCCUGGCCGCCAAAGGACAUGAGGGGUCCGCAGUGCACGAGUUUAGUCGCCCGUCGGGUAUCUGUUGCGACGACGAUGGCCGGGUUAUUGUCGCUGAUUCCAAGAAUCAGCGUGUACUCAUCUUCUCUCCGCAGCUAGAGUUCCUCUGGGUGACCGAAAUCAGGCCCUCCUCGAACGGGAUGCUUGCGGUCGGGAUGGACGAAAAAGAUCGCCCCAGCGACGUUGCUCUGUUACCGGACGGUCGACUCGUGGUGAUGGUCGAAACCUCACCGGAUGCCCGGGACCAGUGCAGUCCACAGAAAACCUUUAUCCAAAUCUACUAAUGCGUCCCGGUGAGCGGUGAUACCGUUGGAAAAGGGAAACCAUAACAUAAAGAAACUGCCAAAAAUUGAUUUUUUAACCUCUGUCGCCGGGACGAUUCUCCUCUUCUUUAGGUGUGACAUGCAAAAAGUAAGACUUCGGCGAGGUGUAACAAGUGUAAAGUAAAAUACGUGCUAAGAAAUGAGAAGGAGAGUGGGAGAGACAGAGAGACAGACAGAACAAAAGAAAGAAAGCGCGCACGCGAGAGAUAAAGAGAGAGAAAGAGAAUGAGUUUGUGUAAAAGAGAAAGUGAUCGUUAAUUUAUACUUAUUACAUGUACCCGUAACGCUACCUACCUCGAGACGUGUUUUUAAAGCGUGUUAGUGACGUGAUUUUGUUUUUAGUCUUCAUACAACAAAGCCCGCUCCUCGCUCCGGAUCGCGCACACGGUCUCCCGACACGUGGUGUUCAGAUAUAGAGGAUGCAAGGUUUGAUACACAAAAUUAUGUAGUUUAAAGCAUAGAGCAAAAAAGACAAUUUACUGUCUAAAAAGAACAAAACCAACGGCAAAUGACGAUGAAAGAGAGAAAACCCGUAAACAGAAGCUUAAAAUGAAUUUAUUCGGAAACUUAAAAGUACAAGCAGCAUUAGACAAAUGGGAAGAUUGAAAACGGUGGAUACAGAAAGCGGGCUAACAGUAUGGUGGAACUGAAGAGAGGAUGAACGGCGCAAGAAAAGCCCUAUAUUCCUACCUAUAUGGCGUUUUUGUUUGGUAGUCGUGUAACAAAUUGUCUUCAAAUGUAGCAAAUGGAUCAAAUCUAAAAGAAAGUAAGAACGUGGAAGAUGGACAGGGCGUCCAGCAAGGAAUAUAGGAGUCAAAAGAUGAUGAUGCAUCGUAAAUAUAGUACAAUUUUAGAUAAAUAACGAAACUAAUAGUAGGAUAAUACGCUCCCCGGUUUUCGGGAGCUUUUAAGUGGCCCCGUGCACAAGGUUUGCGACAAACAUGUGCCGGUGCCCGUGUUC